Molecule: messenger RNA, 1502 nt
Organism: Acanthochromis polyacanthus (spiny chromis)
Lineage: Eukaryota; Metazoa; Chordata; Actinopteri; Pomacentridae
Exons: 1
Coding region: 36-1121 (361 amino acids)
Biological process (GO): immune response; G protein-coupled receptor signaling pathway
Cellular component (GO): membrane
Molecular function (GO): G protein-coupled receptor activity
Source: RefSeq, a predicted model, not a curated record
AUGCAGACACCACAGUCAGCACAUACACUCACAGCAUGAACCGCUCAGCUGAGCUGUCUCUUUCAGAGGAAAUGGCCCCUGAGGAGUUUGAUGGUGGGACAGCAGUGGCUUGUGUGAUCCUGGGUCUAUCCUUCCUGGUUGGAGCUCCGGGGAACCUGCUGGUGAUCUGGACUAUCCUGAGACAUGUUAAGCAGCGCUCCCACACUGUGAUCCUCAUCCUGCACCUGGCUGCUGCAGACCUGCUUGUCCUCAUCACCCUGCCUGUGUGGAUCUACUCCCUCGCCCACUCCUGGGUGUUUGGCGAGGCCACCUGCAAAGCCAUGGUGUUCAUGAUCAAUGUCUGUAUGUAUAGCAGCGUGUUCCUCAUCACCCUCAUGAGCGUGGAGCGUUUUGUGGCUGUGCGUUAUCCCUUCAUCUCAUUGGACUGGAAGAGAAAACAAGCUCUGAAUAAAGUACUGCUGGCUCUGUGGACUGCAGCUUUCUUGUUCAGCAUACCCGUCAUCCCAACUCAGGUUGUUGGGGAGGAUUCUGAUGGGGAGCACUGUCUGUAUCGCCUGUACACCUCAGUGGCCCAGGAGCUGGUGUGUGUGCUGCUGGAGACACUGGUGGGCUACAUAAUACCCUUCUCCAUCCUUGUGGUCUGCUAUGGGUGUCUGUGCAGCCGGAUUACUCAGAUGACCUUCAAGUCCAAACGCAAGUCCACCGUCUUGAUUGCCAGUGUAGUGGUUGCGUUUGGCAUUUGCUGGACCCCUUAUCACAUAGGAAAUAUCCUUUCGCUCAUCAUCCUGGCCAUUCAGGACUCCUUUCAUGAUGCAGCUCAGAAUAUGGAAAGUGUCAGAAGCACCAUGGCUUUCAUCGCUGGAGCAAUGGUCUUUAUCAGCAGCACGGUUAACCCCAUUCUCUACAUGUUUGCGGCUCGCUCUUUCAGGAGUUCCCUCCGAGACACUGGCAUUCAGAAGCUCUUCCGCCACAUCUCCAGCACCUCUCCAGGUGAGGGAAACAGAGAGAUGUCUUUUGUGUCCAAGAGACAGAGCAACCAGACCAACAGCUCCCUUUGCGUGUCUGAACCAAAAGACCAAAUGAACAUACUAAUAAAAAUGUGCGAAAACAAUCCAUCCUGACAUUGAAAUCGUUCGGGCUCGUGCCUGCAGUCCGUGUGUCUGUGUAGAUAUCUCUUUGUAUGUUGUACUCAUUUUCAAAAUGAAAGAAGUUUUGCCUGAAAUGAAGCUAAUUUUGUAUGAAAUUACAGCAGAUGAACAAGAUAUCUGAGUUUAGCUAUGCAAUGCUUGUCCAACUUUGUAAAUUUGAACUAUUUUACAUGUUUUUUUUAAUUGUGAAUAUAUAUUUAUAAAAUGUUAAAUAUUAUGUAUGUUAUGCCUUUUUCUUUCUGUUCUUUACAGUUUAUACCAUUUAGCAUUCAAAAAUGAAACAAUAAGUCAUUAGAUAUGAAAAAGACUCAGUGUGAUGUUUAUGCAAAAAUAAAGUUUAAAUGUUCUGUUUUC